UUUAUAACUAAUACUAUUAUUUUUAUUUUAACAUAAUAUAACUUGAUAAUAUUUUGUUUCUUUUUUUUUAAAAGAUAUUGAAUAUGAAAUAAAAAAUACUAUUGAUUGGUGAACCCAAGAUAAUUCGGAAAAACUUGCGAACUAAUUGAUUAUUUCAGGUGUUUCCUAAACUUUUAAUAGGUUUUAUAUGUAUAAAUAUUGAAUUGACGAUGAUAUUAUCAUAAUCUACUCUAUUAAAAUAGAUACUAAUUUUUAUCUACGAUAAAAAAAUCCUAGUAAGACUAUCUCAUAAUAAUUAAUAUCUAAUAAAUAUUACUCCCAUUGUUUUAGGUAUUAAUUUAAGUAUCCUAUAUUUUCUGAAUUUAAAUACUAUACUAAUAUCUCUAUAACAAACAAACCAUAUUUCCUAACUGUCUUAUUAUCAUAUUCAAAGAAUACGUAAAAAUCUUGAAAGUUGCUUAUUUAUUAUUAUAUUAUACUAAAUUGUUAAAUAAUAUCCCGUAAAUUGACUAAAUGAUAUUUAUAGCCUUAGAAAUUAUAUUUAUUCUUCUAUGUUUAACCAUAUAAGAACUAGGAUGUUAGGGACACAACAAAUAGAAGCUGAAUUAAAAUACUACUUAUUUAGAAUACAACACAAUAAUUCAAGUAAAGCUAUAUUUACCAGAAAAUAUAUUUAUAAAUUUAAAUAAGUGGUCGAAUCCUAGAUUGUAACAUCAUUCAAGUUGCUUCACAAUUUUUUUGGUAAUCUUUGGUUCAUAUAUAUGAACCAUAUAUGUUUAAUUAAAAAUGUUUUCAAUUUCAAGAUUUCCAAUCAAAUCAGAUUGCAAUUGGGUUUAGCUAUGGAUAACAAAUUUUUUUGUUAAGUACUAAUUAUUAACAUAUUAGCAUAUUGUCAUUGAUAAAAUCAGAUACGAUAGCAACAUCAUAGUAAAUAACCGAACAUAUAAUCUACUAUUUUAACUUCUAUAAAAAAUAUUUUGCCAAUUUUGUAAACUAAAUUAAAGAAGAAACAAGAAAUAAAUCUAAAACCGUGUUUUAACGCGGAUGUUUAUUUUAAGGUAACCAUGUUUUAUGUCUAAUGACUAAUCGGUCGAUCAUGUUAUUGGUAUGCAUGAACGCGUUUAGUACUACGAUGUAGAUUUCUCGUUGAAGAACCAUUACAUUAUUUGAGCCAAAUUGGAAUGUUUUCUGACUUACAAGAAAUAGCCGGAUCUUUAUGUUAUUAAACUAUCACGUGAACUGCAUGGAUCGAAAUUCAAAUCCAAACUUUUUAUUUAAUUGUCAUAUUAUGUCAAAGGAGACUCAAACCUUGAAAGAGUGUUAACAUAUUUAUUUAGCCUAUAACUUAACCACAAUCGUGCGGCCGUGCGGGCACAAAUACAAUAUCUUCCGUUAGCUAUAUGUUUAAUCAAUUAAGUGUUAAAAAAAAACUUGUUAUAUGAUAGACAAUUCAAAUUCCUUUCCUCCUGAUAUAAAGAAGAAGAAAUAUUUAUUUAUCUGAAAGUGAUAAAAUUAUUUUGUUACGUUGUACUAAUGAAUCAAACCCUUCCCAUUGGGACAAUGGAGCAAUGAAGGAUGGGCUCUAACACAAAUAUAUUCUUGUUAGGCCUGAAUUUAGUAAAAAGGGAUAUUGGUCCUGUAAGACAGUAACCAAUAGACCCAAUAACAAUGCAGUCAAGUUUGGACCUUCUACACGCGUCUCGGUUUAUAAAAAGAAGUCUUGACAAAAAAAAAAGUUCGAGUACCCAACUACAACUUCGGAUGAAAAGGUUAGAGGCCACGUACCAUGUCCUUGAAUAAGUACCCACAAUAAGAGCACUUAACAAUAUUUUAAAAUAAAUAUGAACUUUUACAAAUAUGACUUUGGCAUCACUAUUUAUGGAAAUGUUGGUUGAUGAAUGGUGUGCUACGCGAAACGUCUAAACGUGUCAGUUAAGCAUAUAACUUUCUACUAACAAUUUAGAGAGAUGAGCCAUGCGGACGAAGACACAUGUACCAAUACUAAUAAUUUAAAAUAUGAGAUUGGGAUGAUAUUGGAGGAGUGGCGAUGGCAGUAUCAUCACCAAAAAGAGCACUAAGAAGUUGCCGCCCCACUUUGUUCACUAUUGUUCACACACAUCGGUCAAAGGAAGCUACUAGAACUUACGUGACUCUUACGUUUCCAUUACCCUCAGUUCCUUAUAAAUACAUACAAAUGCCAACAUUCUCUCCAUAUACACCAUCAAGUGAUACAACCUCACAAUUAAACGGCUUCUCUAGCUAUCUUCAUUUAUUCUUAAACUUUCACAAAGAAGAAUCGUUCUAUCAUUGACUGAUUAGUUUGGUUCGUAGAGGAAGCGAUGAAAAUGGGAAGCCUCAAGUUCUUGGGAGGUGCUUUCUUGUUCUUGGUUAUUUUUGACAUAUGUUUAGCAGCUAGAUCACCAAGAGGUCUCGGUAGAGGCGCUGGUUCAGGUUCUGGUUAUGGUUCGGGAUCCGGGGGAGGCAAUGGUGGAGGAGGAGGUGGCGGCGGUGGUGGUGGUGGUGGUGGUGGUGGAGGAGGAGGAGAAGGAUCAGGUUCAGGGAGUGGCUACGGUUCAGGGUAUGGGUCCGGUAGUGGUUACGGGUCUGGAGGAGGAAACGGUGGUGGUGGGGGUGGAGGAGGCGGCAGAGGUGGUGGCGGUGGAGGAGGUAACGGAGGUUCCGGAUACGGGUCAGGUUAUGGAAGCGGCUCUGGAUAUGGGAGUGGUGGUGGUAGAGGCGGAGGAGGUGGCGGUGGAGGAGGAGGCGGUGGUGGUGGUGGUAGCCGUGGAAAUGGAUCAGGCUAUGGAAGCGGAUACGGUGAAGGAUAUGGGAGCGGAUACGGCGGAGGUGAUAAUUACGGGGACUCGCCCUAGAUGCAUUGUUAUUGAGAAUUUGAGACAUAAGCUUAUUUUUACAUGAUAAUAAUGAGGUGACAGAUUCUUUAUCGUCACAUAGACAUGCUUAUAUAUUAUGUUGAGUAUUCUUUCGUUAUUGAAGAGAGAGAUUAUAUAGUUUCCAUUGUCAAUAAAACAUGCAUAUUUCCAUGCACUAUAUAUACAAUUCUUACGACAUGUAUACAUCAGUUUCUACUAAAUACUUUGGAAUUUGGAUACA
Molecule: messenger RNA, 3114 nt
Organism: Brassica rapa (field mustard)
Lineage: Eukaryota; Viridiplantae; Streptophyta; Magnoliopsida; Brassicales; Brassicaceae
Product: glycine-rich cell wall structural protein 1.0
Source: RefSeq, a predicted model, not a curated record